AUGUCUGUGAGGUCUUGGGAGUCUGUUCAGCAUACGGCUGUCGACACCUCAACCUUCACUGCAACCCCCCUCCACCUCCGCACUCAACACACGAACCAAGCUCUUCUGUCAAGCAUUUCCACCAAGUACUUCCUCGACAGUUUCACCCAGCAGUUCCUCCUAGGUGCUCAACGCAGCUGCUCCACCCAGAUGCUUCACCCUGAUGCUUCACCCAGCUGCUUUACCCACCUGCUCCACCCAGCUACUCCACCCAGCUGCUCCACCCAACUACUCCACCCAGCUACUCCACCCAGCUACUCCACCCAGCUACUUCACCCAGCUGCUCCACCCAGCUGCUCCACCCAGCUGCUUCACCCAGCUGCUCCACCCAGCUGCUCCACCCAGCUGCUCCACCCAGCUACUCCACCCAGCUGCUUCACUCAGCAGCUCGACCCAGCUACUCCACCCAGCUGCUCCACCCAGCUACUCCACCCAGCUGCUCCAGUAGCUACUCCACCCAGCUGCUCCACCCAGCUGCUCCACCCAGCUGCUUCACCCAGCUGCUUCACCCAGCUGUUCCACCCAGCAGCUACAGCCAGCAAUACCGACCACCGUCUCCAUGUGAUCCAGCAACCCUCAUCAUUUAAAACAUUUCCGUUAUUAAAUCAACUCUGA
This is a messenger RNA of Procambarus clarkii (red swamp crayfish), 654 nucleotides long. The record is from RefSeq and is a predicted model, not a curated record. NCBI's taxonomy places the organism in Eukaryota, Metazoa, Arthropoda, Malacostraca, Decapoda, Cambaridae.